Agrilus planipennis (emerald ash borer) is the source of this 2607-nucleotide messenger RNA. RefSeq names its product lon protease homolog, mitochondrial-like. The record is from RefSeq and is a predicted model, not a curated record. Bases 127 to 2607 code for a protein of 826 amino acids. NCBI's taxonomy places the organism in Eukaryota, Metazoa, Arthropoda, Insecta, Coleoptera, Buprestidae. Gene Ontology annotation, molecular function: ATP binding; single-stranded DNA binding; ATP-dependent peptidase activity. The transcript is spliced from 11 exons. Gene Ontology annotation, cellular component: mitochondrial matrix. Gene Ontology annotation, biological process: proteolysis; chaperone-mediated protein complex assembly; mitochondrion organization.
AUUCAUCAUUCUACUCUAUAGGUGUUGUCAUUGAUGGAUUUUUGUUACCAGUUUAAAAAACGGGAUGUUUUUCUUUUUUGUAAAUAAUUAACUAUAUAAUAACAGCCGAAACAGCAUUAAGAAAAAAUGAUUCUCGCAAAUUCAUUGUGGAAAUCUCAUGUAGUGCGGCAUUGUCAGCAAUUUAUUCGCUUACGAAGAGGUUAUCAUGCCAGUGUUUCAUCUAUUCUAACCACACUUUCUAGAAAUUCUAAUGUUUCGGACAAAGUUCAGUUAAGAAAUACUUAUUAUAUUAAGUCCACUGGAAGAUCUAGUAAUUUAUUUCAAUGGGAUAAAGGAGUUCAAGUUUGUUCGAUAGGUUACAGAUUUUAUGUAAAUAAGGGUACUGAAGAGGGCCCCCCUCAAGAUGAAUACGAUGCACAACCACAUUUACCAGCAACUGUUGCUGUUCCCGAAGUGUGGCCACAUCUUCCUGUCAUUGCCAUUAGUAGAAAUAUUGUAUUUCCUAGAUUUAUUAAGCUAAUAGAAAUAACAAAUCCUCAGUUAAUGGAAUUAAUUAGAAGAAAAGUGAAGUUGAAUCAACCCUAUUGUGGUAUAUUUCUCAAAAAGAAUGAAGAAAAUGAGUCAGAAGUAGUUAGUAACUUGAAUGAUAUCUAUAAAGUGGGUGUAUUUGCACAAAUCCAUGAAAUGCAAGACUUGGGAGAUCGAAUAAGACUUGUAGUAAUGGCCCAUCGAAGAAUUCAAAUUACAGGGCAACUAUUUGAAUUUGAUGAUGACCCUCCUCCUAAAGAAAUGAAACUCAACUUUCCUCUUUUUAAAACAACAUUGAACGUAUUUGUAGAGGAAAACGAGGAAAAGGGGAGGCGCAACAGGCGAAAGAAAUCAAUAGCGCCGACAGUAAAAUCUGCAGAAACUGAAAAGAAAGUCACUGAAACUGAAAAAAGGGAAAGUGAAGAAAAAGUCAGCAAAGAAGCGAAACCAGAGCCAGUACUUAUGGUUGAAGUAGAAAACAUUAUACACAACAAAUUUAGACAAAAUGAAGAAGUUAAAGCAUUAACGCAGGAAGUUAUCAAAACAAUAAGGGAUAUAAUUAGUUUAAAUCCAUUAUAUAGAGAUAGUUUACAACAAAUGAUGCAUCAAGGACAAAGAGUUGUUGAUAAUCCCGUAUACUUAAGUGAUUUAGGAGCUGCAUUAACAGCAGCUGAACCCCAUGAACUUCAAGAAGUCUUAGAAGAAUUAGAUAUUCCAAAAAGGCUGAUGCUCACCUUGUCUUUAUUAAAAAAAGAAUAUGAACUUUCAAAAUUACAGCAAAAAAUUGGUCGAGAAGUUGAAGAGAAAGUUAAACAGCAUCACAGAAAAUACAUUUUACAGGAGCAACUUAAGGUGAUAAAAAAGGAACUUGGUUUAGAAAAAGAAGACAAAGAUGCCAUAGCAGAGAAAUUUAAAGAACGUAUCAAAAACAAAACCCUACCAAAAGCUGUACAAACUGUAAUUGAAGAGGAACUAAGCAAACUUAGCUUUUUGGAAAAUCACAGUUCAGAAUUUAACGUUACUCGAAAUUAUUUGGACUGGUUGACUUCUAUUCCAUGGGGUGUUAGAACUGAAGAGAAUUUAAACAUUGAACGUGCAAAAGAAAUUCUAGAAGAGGACCAUUACGGAAUGGAAGAUAUUAAAAAACGUAUUUUAGAAUUUAUAGCAGUCAGUCAGCUGAAAGGAAGCACACAAGGGAAAAUUCUUUGUUUUCAUGGACCACCAGGAGUUGGUAAAACGAGUAUAGCUAGAUCCAUAGCGAGGGCCCUUAAUCGCGAAUAUUUCAGGUUUUCUGUGGGGGGGAUGACCGACGUAGCAGAAAUAAAGGGUCAUCGGAGAACAUAUGUGGGCGCCAUGCCAGGAAAAGUUAUUCAAUGCUUGAAAAAAACUCGGACCGAAAAUCCUCUUGUUCUGAUAGAUGAAGUUGACAAAAUAGGAAAGGGAUAUCAAGGAGACCCUAGUUCAGCAUUACUAGAACUUUUAGACCCAGAACAAAAUGCUAACUUCCUGGAUCAUUAUUUGGAUGUCCCAGUUGAUUUAUCGAAAAUUUUAUUCAUUUGUACGGCAAACGUCACCGAGACCAUUCCAGAGCCUCUAAGAGACCGAAUGGAGAUGAUAGAAAUGUCCGGUUAUGUAGCAGAAGAAAAAUUGGCGAUCGCAAAACAAUAUCUAGUACCGCAGGCGAUGAAGGACAGUGGUCUCAAGGAUAGCAACAUUAAAAUUGAUGAUAGUGCACUAACUCUGCUGAUUAAAAAUUAUUGCCGAGAAUCUGGAGUUAGGAACUUACAAAAACACAUCGAAAAGGUAGUACGAAAGGUGGCGUAUAAAAUAGUUAAAGACGAAACCAAGUUUGUGGAGGUUACAAAGGAUAAUUUGCAAACAUUCGUGGGCAAACCAAUGUUCACUCAAGAACAUAAAGUAAAGAAAUUGGAAGAACUGGAUAAGAGCGAUAAAAAAAGGCAUAAGGAAAUAUUUAGAAUAGGAAAGGACAACUUAAAAGAAGAAGUGAAAGAGUUGGUAUUGGAAGAUUUGGAAAUAGAAAAUUGUGUGGAGAAACAUGUAGAAGAACAGAAGAAAUGA